Messenger RNA from Trypanosoma rangeli, 3570 nucleotides. RefSeq lists its product as uncharacterized. NCBI's taxonomy places the organism in Eukaryota, Euglenozoa, Kinetoplastea, Trypanosomatida, Trypanosomatidae. The coding region runs from base 1 to 3570 and encodes 1189 amino acids. The transcript has a single exon. The record is from RefSeq and is a predicted model, not a curated record.
AUGACGGACUACGUGACACCCGGGCGAAACCCCCAUACAGCCGGAGUAAGAACAGGCGUUGGGGACAGUGGAAGUGCAGGCAGGCGCGUGGUGCGCUCUGCCCUCGAGCUUCUUGCUGAAACUGCGUCACCCGAGAUCCUGCGGGGGCAGACAUCGUCUCCCAGCGCGGUGGCCCCUGCGAAAUUUACGAUCACGUACGCCACUGCCCCGGCAGUGUCUUUUGAUGUGACUGAUCCGAAGCAGCAGCUACGGCAGUUCCCGUCGGCAGGGAAAGGGAACAGUGCGAUGACGCCGGUGACCACGGAGGAGCCAAGCACACUGUUGUUUCUUUCACCAGCCCCUGUUACUGGUGGAUCGGACAGCGCCGUCAAGAAGCGUCUUUUCAAAAAGAAAAAGAAGAAUAUAAAACUUUCUGAUUCCGUGAAGAAGGCAUCGGUGGCAGCGGCUGCAAGAGAAAUGUGGGAUCCAGAAGCCUCUGCAUGUCAAAACGUAUCCAACAAUGACGAACACGAGAACAAAGCAUCUGGAGGAGAGAGAGUUGUUCUUGGCCCUGGCACGAAUGGCUUGCGCGAUCAGGGAAUGCUGCUGAGUAAAAACGAGCCUCUCUUUACAGAAGAGGAGGUGCAAGAAAGAAUAUUGGUGGCACUGAAGGCUUAUGAGGCUCGUCGUGAUGCGGAAGAGGAGUCGGUGCUGCAGGAGGUGGGCCGCGAGAUCGAGUCACAGAAUGAACGUUAUGACAAACUGCUAAAGGAUAAGCAGGCCUCUGCUGAGGAGUGUGACGUUCUUCAGGCGAAAAUGGAACAGCUUGCAAUGCAGUGUGAGGCGCUGCAAAACACCAUUGCAGAGCUGCAUCAGGAGCUACAAGAGGCUCGGAACAGGGCCUCACGUGCCGAAGUGGAACUCUGUCACGCACAGGACGAAAAGCGCCUGACCUCCUCUGAGUUGCAACAAGAGCUGAACUUUGAAAAGGCGCAGUGGAAGCUGGCACAAGAGGAAAUGCAGCGGCAGAUCGCCGAGUUUGAGACGCAGCUGCAAUCUCGCACGUUUGAAUGGCAUGAACUACAGGAAACCUCCCAUGCGAAGGAGAAUGAGCAAGUUCGGCUCUCACAACAGUUGGAGGCGUGCCAGACAGAGCUGGAGCAGUGGCAACAGAGGCAUAGUGAGUCUCAGGCGGCUGUUGCAGAGCUACAGGAACUGAUUGGAGCCAAAGAGGCACUAAUUCGACAGCUACACGUCAAGUUGCAGGAAGCGGAGAAGGCUGUGAAGCGGGCGGCAACCUCAACACGAGACGAACAGACUCAAAUUGAGUCACGUUUGCAAUCCGUUGAGGAGGCACUGCAGCAGCAGACGGACGAGGUGCGGCGGAAGGUGCACCGCGUUCACGUUCUUGAAAUGGAGCUGGCGAAGGCAGAGAAAGUGGGCAAGACGCGGCAUUGUGCCAUUCACGAGGCCACCAAUCGCUUCUCCGCUAUGCACUCCACAUUAGAGGAGCUUGUAGAAAUGUUUCGCACGUCGCGUCCUAUGCGAUCAUGUUCGCGGGGGCUGCGGGAAGCGCUCUUUCCGACGUCGGAGUGGGGCGAUCCUCAUCCUGGCGCCGCAGAGGGACGCUUCGCGAGGGAAAAUGACACCUUUUGUGGCUCCAAGUGGGAAGAAGCAGCGGAGGAAGGGGAGGGGGAAGAAGAUGUGGAAAACAGCAUUUUUGAACUUGUCAUGUGCAGAGAGCUUCGUGAUGAUCUGCGUCAGGGACGUUACUUCUCAGCGAAGACGACUGCCCCGAUACAACAGCGGAAGACAAACACAGAGCGACCACGCGGGAGUAUGCCUUCCAAAGCGUUAAAAAAAAACACAAACGAGGAUGCCGAUGAGGCAGACGAGUGUGGUCGAUUGCGGCGGUGUCAUCGGCUAUGUGAACGUCUCUUGGAGACCCUGCGGCGUCUCCACCUUCAACGCCGAGAGCAGAUGCAGCGUCAGUUCCAGCAGAUUGAGGCGCGACAGGUGGAAAAAAGCAAGGCAGAGAUAACGCGCUGCCAGAACGCGCUUGCUGCCUGCCAAGCUAGUGUAGAGGAAAGCAAACAUCAGGAGCGUUUAAUGCGUGAGGAGUGUCGCCAGCGUAGCGAUGAGGUGAAGCGGUUGGAGGCUGCACUUGUAGAGAUGCGUGCUGGGGGGCAGGAGAUGAAGGAGGAACAGAAAAGGUUAAUGGAACGUAUGGGGGAGCUGCAGCGCGAGCGCGGCAUUUUGAAUCUUCAACUAGAGGCCAGUCAGCAGGACUGUGUGGAGUUGCGUGAGCGAUACGAGUCGGCACGCGCAGAGGCGGAGGAGCUGCGGGAACGCGUGCGUCUGCUUGAGAACAGUCAACGCUCACAAGAGGAGGUGAUGGAGGCGAAGGCGAAGGCUUUAGCGAGGAUGGCGCGCUGCACUGAGAAGUUGAAGAAGACAGAAGGAGAAUGCCAGGCCCUCCGUGACGAAAAUGAGGUCCUCUCAAACAAAGUGAAGUCUAUGCUCCUGCAGCUACAGACCUCUCGUAUGCAGCAGCGCAGCAAAGGCAGCGCAGCAUCUGUGCGGCAGCAAAACCAACAGCAACAACAACAAGAGGAGUUAACAGCGUUAACGAAGGAAAUGGGGGCGUUGCGCAAGUUGCAAGAAUCCGCUGCAGCCAUGCAUGCCAAGGAGCGUGCAGAGGCGGAGGUGUCCUUAAACAAACUCGCGGUACAGAAAGAAGAGCUGCGUGAUGAGCUGGUUCAACAACGGCGCGCGCUGGCUGACGCUCUCAGCGAGGUGGAGUUGCAGAAGCAGGCGGAGGCAGCCACGCUGCGUACUCUGAUGAGCAUUCAUCAAGCUGGGGGUGAGGUGUUUAAUGACACCUGCGUGGACGGCAACAGCCCACACGGGGUGCAGCAGCGACUGUUCGAUGCUAGCCCCAUACUUCACACGGAGGAUAACGUGAGUACAAAUCGGGGAGAGUUGACAAUCCUUGACCUUCGAGGGCGCGUCGUGUCUCUGGCGCAGCGGGCCGUCUUGGAACUUGCGCGACUAAGAGAAGCCGUUCCCCAAAGAACGCGGACUGGGGCGGGUGACAGACUGGAAAGUUUUCAGGCAGCGGAGCAAUUUGCGUGGGAGGCAGCGCAGCGCUCUGCUGCUCGACGACAGCUUUGCACUGAAGAUAACGGGGUGGCCGUGUCAUCAGCGCCUCCGCCAACUCAGCGGGUGGGGCCCGUGCUGCGUAGUAUUAGUCAGCAGAAACGACAACAACAAAAGCAAAAGGUGCAGUGUCAUUCACUUGGGACUCCUGGUCGCUGCUCCUUGGUGCAUCGGUCGCCAUCACCAAAACAGGUGGACAGGGAUGUGAUUCCUAUCGGCUUUUCCCCCAAGCGCCACUCUGUGUCCUUUACGGCUGUGGAUGCCGUGAGCCGAACGACAAGGGGCGAACAAAAGUUUUCACGCCAUUGCGCUUCCUCUUCCUCACUGGCUUCGACCGGUGGCGUGUCAAGGUCUCGCUCUGUUCCAGGGGUUUUGGAUGGGAACUCUUCCCCGGCCAGGCCACCGAUGCUUCGAGCACCGUCGGUGCGUUGA